Spirometra erinaceieuropaei is the source of this 210-nucleotide messenger RNA. NCBI's taxonomy places the organism in Eukaryota, Metazoa, Platyhelminthes, Cestoda, Diphyllobothriidea, Diphyllobothriidae. The record is from the annotation of a GenBank genome assembly.
AUGCACUUCCAGUCGCGUAUAUCUGCAACUUCCAUCCAUGAACUUCUCUUCACCGACGACUGCGCCUCCGACGCCACCCCCGAAGAGGACGUGCAAGAUAGCAUAUACCUCUCCGACGCCGCCUGCGACAAUUUUGACCUGGUCAUCAACAUAGAGAAAACGGUGGUUAUGCAUCAACCGCCAACCGACGCUGCCUGGGUCGUACCCUAA